This is a messenger RNA of Rotaria sp. Silwood1, 354 nucleotides long. The record is from the annotation of a GenBank genome assembly. NCBI's taxonomy places the organism in Eukaryota, Metazoa, Rotifera, Eurotatoria, Philodinida, Philodinidae.
AUGAAAUUUUUUAUCGUUCCAGUUAUUUUAUUAAUUGCAUUGAAUUUGAUAAUAUCAUCGGCACAAAAUGAUAUUCCAAAAUGUAUUCAAGAAAAGAUAAAUAAUAUCUUAGCUGAACCAGUUUGGAAUCCACCAGCUAGUAUUAUGAAAUAUUUAUAUAAUGAUAAAACAAUGUAUUUAUUGAGUAGUGAUUGUUGUGAUCAAUUUAAUAAUCUUUAUGAUGAAUCAUGCAAUUAUAUUUGUGCUCCAUCAGGUGGAUUUACAGGUCGAGGUGAUGGACAAUGUAUGGAUUUCCAUCAACAAGCAAAAUUUCUUGGUAAAGUUUGGGUAGAUACACGAGGACGUGGAAAAUAA